Molecule: messenger RNA, 2202 nt
Organism: Wickerhamiella sorbophila
Lineage: Eukaryota; Fungi; Ascomycota; Dipodascomycetes; Dipodascales; Trichomonascaceae
Exons: 1
Coding region: 1-2202 (733 amino acids)
Source: RefSeq, a predicted model, not a curated record
AUGUACAACGAGAACCACCAAGUACCCAUGCUUACAUGUCGCCUAUCUCCGACAAGACGGUUGGCUCCAUGUUAUAAUUCACUAAGAUCUAUACUCCUAGGAUUCUCGAGGCCUAUUUCAAAUGGUGCAUCUAUAAGCACACUAGAGGCAAUGUAUCGUAAAUCUAGGCCUUCGUCUUCAUCGACGUCGUCAGCAGCUAUGCCUUUCAUGACUUUCAAUGAUUGUCAAAAAGCCACAUUCAAAAUCGAAUCGGUGGAUACGGGAGAUGUAAUAGAAUUUGAUUCUGAAGGUCAGCCAAAUUUUGGACUCGUCACUUGGUCUUCAAUAGAUAAUGUCUUCGAUGUUGUGGAUAUUGAAGGAAAAGUGGUGACCGUGCAAACAUCUUCGGUUACUUUUAUUCUGAAAAGAAAUUCAAUAUUACCCGCCAAAAUUCCACAAGAUCCUGCAAUCAUUGCCAAAAGCUUGGCCCAGCUUGUAACUAGCUCGUUCGAUCAAUGCAAACGGUUCCAACCUUAUUUGGAUGCAGCGUACGCAGGCAUGAGUCUCGACACACAAGUAAGAGCUAUUGAUUUUGAGCAUUUGUGUGCUAAGAUUCUGGGCUCAAUGGAUUUGGUCGACUCCCAUACAAAACUUUCUCAUCGAUUGGCGAUAUAUUUCUUGGUAACAUUCUACAAUGUGAACUUUUUCAGACUCAAGCGGGGCCCACUUUUGAUUGUUGGCACGAGGAUGUCUGACUGCCUUAGCAAGGCCAUGAAAUCAAUCAGAUCAGGAGAGUUGGACACCUUGGCUAGCGUGCUGAAAGAAAAAAGCAAACACAGAGAACUUAAAUUGACGGGCUCAGCUAGAGCGGUGGUUUCUCUUUUGAAGCAUUACGUUGUAUCACAGGAUUGGAGGCUCUUCGAUACAGUGAAGGAGCUAUUUUCUGGACUUUCCACAGUAAACUCUGGAACGGUAAUUUCGCCUAUAGCUGUUAAGGACUAUCUUGUGGAUACGGGUUUACUUUGUUCAAACCCUUUUCUAGAUCCUGAACUACUGGGAGUGGUGGAACAAGAGCGCUACACUUUCAUUGACGAUUCCGAGGUUGCGUCUGUUGCAGUCCCGUUUCCCCAAACUAUAUAUCUCAUAUCUGAUGAUUUUGGGAUUUCAGUGGAUGAGUAUCGUUUCGGGAACAAACGAAUUUUAUCGUUCCACUUUCCUUUUGUACCUUUGAAAUCUGUGAUGUCAUUCAAUAGCACUAUUGCCGUCCGUGGCAAGUCUUUAUCUUCUGCCUCAAUUCAUCGUCCACUCCUGGAGAACAAUAUUCGCGAGAGGUUUAAAUUCGUUCAGGGAAAGGAGAGUGUUUGCAUCAGUAUAUCUGCUGAUGUUUCCGAUUGGGCCAACAUUUAUAGCCCAAAUAACCUCAAGCUUUCGAUUUCAAGCUGCAAAACAGCGUCUCCUGACAGUCAUUCAUUUUUCGAAGCAACAAAAAGCCGCGCCAAUCCAGGUACACCACUUUCAGACAACGAUAUCAGAAGGAUUAAAGGCAUCAUAGACACACUGGUAGAAAAUUGCAGGUCACACGAGCUUCCAGACUUCGAUGUAGACUACGCAGGUCGGAACGACAGAUGCAACGGCCUCCGUGUCCUUGCAGGACACUGGGUGGCUCUGUUUGCACAGAAGUGGAGCCUGGAUUUUCCGUUCCUGUACAAAGGAAUUUUGAAGAGUUAUCCUGCCAUGAAUGACCCCGGCACUGUGGACAGAGAACAGGUUCGCAGCAAACCUGGUGAGUAUGCUCCGCUAAAUAUCCCAUCCUAUGUCCCCAUUGCAUUUCCUUUUGAUAGCAGUCUUGCGCUCACAACCCAACAGGUCAUAUGGGAGUAUAUGAAAGGCGGAUCAAUCAACCGAAAUGACAAAGUUGCAGAUGUCUAUAACAGAAACAUUCUUCCCGGCGUGGACCUUGCGCAUUUGAUAUUUAAACGCGUUGAGUCUUACAACAAAUUGGAGCAGCUCCGGAAAUCUCCACCAGUUUACUCUCGCUGCUUUUUCCGGUGCAUAAUGGUACAGGAUGGGCUACCGGGAAAUAUUGCUGCGGCUUACUGCAUAGAUGAAAGUUGCCUCGUUGAAGUCAUGGUCGAUACUAAACUUUUUCAAGGUGAUAGAAUUAUUUGCAGCAGAAUUGUAGCAAUAGAUUCUUUGCAAGGUGAUAUUCUUUUGCGAAUUUAG